This is a messenger RNA of Cuscuta campestris, 1644 nucleotides long. The record is from the annotation of a GenBank genome assembly. Lineage: Eukaryota; Viridiplantae; Streptophyta; Magnoliopsida; Solanales; Convolvulaceae.
CACCACCAUUUUUUGCCUGGAGAUGCUCUAAGCAUUUUAAAGGGGGGAAAGUGUAAACCGACAUCAGGCUGGCAACGGGCGGAUAUCUGUUCUAGGGUUUAGCAUUCAAGGUGGAAGCAGAAAGAUGCGGGAUCGCUACCAUUUCCCGGAAGAGCUCCUGAUCGAAAUCAUCAUCAGGCUCCCCAUCAGGUCCAUCGUACGCUUCACCGCCGUUUCUAAAUCGUUGUUCUCCUUCAUCACCGGCCCCGCCUUCGUCGCCGCCCACCUUCGCCACUCCCGCUCCAAAGACAAUUCCGCCGGUAGCCUCCUCCUCCUCCGACGAUUCGACGAUUUAUCCUGCAAGGAAUCCUACGCAGUACUGGACGAAACACUCACCCCGAUUACUUCUCUCGAUCUCCGCCCAGCAAUUCCAUGUCGGGUCAGGCAUUAUCGCGUGAUUGGCUGCUAUAACGGCGUCGUUUGCUUAUCCGACAACUUGGUUCGCGUUUCACGAAUUACGCACCUGUGGAACCCUAGCAUUCAGAAGCUCAAGACCUUACCGCCUCCUACUCUUAGAUCAUGCCCGUUCAGGACGAUACUUGGGUUUGGCGCAAAUCCAGAGUGUGCUGAUGAUCUCAAGGUGGUCAGAGUUGUGUUUGGAGGGACAGGACUGGAAAUUUCCAAAGUCCCACAAGAUGUUGAGAUUUUUUCAGUCAUCACUGGAAAGUGGAGAAGGAUAUCGGCUGCUGGGGCGAAUCUUCAUUCGGGCAGUUUCAGUUCCAGUCCUCCGACUUUUGCCCAUGGAGCACUACAUUGGAGCAGUGGCAAAUGGCUGGAGAAUGAGGAAUACAAGCAAUACAUAACAGUUUUCUCCAUGGCUGAUGAGAUCUUUGGGGAGCUUAUGCUGCCAGAUGAAUUGGCCAAUGAUGAUGCAUCAAGCUUAAAUAUGAUGGAGUUUGGUGAGACAAUCGUUGUUUUUAAGUAUGGACGGUAUGGUGAUCAAGAGAUUCACGGUGGCCGUUUCUGUGAUAUGUGGAUGAUGAAAGAGUAUGGAGUUGUGGAAUCUUGGUGUAGGCUGCACCAUAUAGAAUUGGUUCCAUGGAUGCAAAGAAUUGUUGGCAUUAGAGAAAAUGGUGACCUUUUGAUGUCUACUGACCAAGGAGAGCUUGUUUCGUAUUGCCACAAUACGGAAGGCAUUCAUAAACUUGGAAUUUAUGGGUCUGGGUCUUCAUAUUUUACUGGUAAAUACUUGGAAUCUCUUGUUCUGAUUCAAGAACAAAGCUGCAUUAUCCAUGGGCUAUCUGAAGGUAUCACAAGUAUGUCGAUUUGAAGAGGACAUUCAAGGAUAUAGUCUGGUACUGUCGUUUGUUCUAAGGGUAAUUAAGUUCGUUCUUGGAUUUAAAAUACACUCCCUAAGAAUGUUAGAUGAGUAUCUUGAGACUUGAGCUUGAGCCUCCUACAAGAAUCACUUGGAGCCUGUUUGGAAAUAACGCUAGAGAUUAACAUUAGCGUUCUGGAUAAAAUUUUAAUGGUACAGAUUACUUUCAAAACGUUAACGCUAAACGCCAUUCGUAGAUAACUUUUUGAAAAUGCUAACGCUAAUUUCUAACGCUUUUCCCAAACAGGCCCUCCAUCAGUAUUAUUGAAUGAAUUGAAAAUUUUGCU